AUGGGCAUGUGCGUGGACCCUGGGGUUUUCCGGUGGUGUCAGGCAUUAAGCCGGUCGCGAUCGUGUGCCACAAUAACCACACCCAAAUCGACCGAUUCGAGGGAAACCUCUCUGUACGUUGGCCAAACCACCGGAGGACGCAAGGGUAGCAGUAGCGACCAGGAAGGGGAACGGUGUCGCAGUUGCUGCCGACGGCGGCAAAACGCAACAAUAAACGGAACAGAUUCUAAAGCGAAAACAGUUAGCAAUUAUACUAGGAGUAAUACCAUUGCCGGCGAUAUCCUCGAGGAUACGCUCCAUUGCCAGCAAUCAUCGUCAACGUUGUUGGUCGGCCUGGACAUCGAUAGUAAAGUAAGGCGGAACGUGUUUGACGCCAGCGUUCGAAAUAGUGAUAGAUCGUUGCAUCGUUUGAUUUCGUCGUUUUUGCUGGUAUUAUGUUUCACGUUGGGCUGCUGUACAAUUAAUCCUCCGCAAGAUGCGGUGCACAUUACUGCGAUCCUCGGCGAAAGCGUUGUGUUCAACUGUCAUGUUGACUUCCCGGGCGAUCAUCCAGUUCCCUAUGUCUUGCAAUGGGAAAAGAAGGUGAGCGAAAAAGGACAGGAGAUACCGAUUUUUAUAUGGUACGAAAGCUACCCGACACACAGCGGAGAAGGAUACGAGGGACGUGUUUCUAGGGUUCCACCAAACUCCACGUUUGGCGCGGCAUCACUGAAUCUUACGGACAUACGCGAGUCCGACCAGGGUUGGUACGAGUGCAAAGUAGUCUUUCUCAACCGACCUCCGAAGCAGCAUAAGAACGGCACAUGGUUUCACCUGGACGUCCAUGCACCGCCGAGAUUUAGUGUAACGCCAGAGGAUAUAAUUUACGUUAACUUAGGUGACUCUAUAAUAUUGAAUUGCCAGGCAGAUGGCACACCAACACCAGAAAUUUUAUGGUACAAAGAUGCAAACCCGGUGGAUCCGUCCUCUACUGUUGGUAUCUUUAAUGACGGCACCGAGUUGCGGAUUAGCACCAUCCGGCACGAAGACAUCGGCGAUUACACGUGUAUCGCGCGCAAUGGUGAGGGACAAGUCUCCCAUACCGCCCGUGUUAUAAUAGCGGGCGGCGCUGUAAUCAUGGUGCCGCCCACUAACCAGACAAAGCUGGAGGGUGAGAAAGUGCAGUUCACCUGCGAGGCAAAGGCAAUGCCGGGAAAUGUAACAGUAAGAUGGUUCCGUGAAGGGUCACCGGUAAGGGAAGUGGCCGCUCUCGAGACGCGCGUCACCAUCCGCAAGGAUGGGUCACUGAUCAUCAAUCCGGUCAGCGCGGACGACUCUGGUCAAUACACGUGUGAGGUAUCGAAUGGCAUCGGAGAACCACAAAGUGCUUCGGCUUAUUUAAAUAUAGAAUAUCCUGCCAAAGUGACCUUCACCCCAACAAUACAAUACUUACCGUUUCGUUUAGCUGGUGUUGUACAAUGCUAUAUAAAAGCGAAUCCUCCUCUACAAUAUGUAACAUGGACCAAAGAUAAACGAUUGCUGGAACCUUAUCAAACGAAAGACAUAGUUAUAAUGAAUAACGGUUCGCUGCUGUUCACGCGUGUGAACCAAAACCACCAGGGUCGGUACACGUGCACACCCUACAACGCGCAGGGUACGCAAGGGUCGUCUGGUCACAUGGAGGUGUUGGUGCGCAAACCGCCGGCAUUCACUGUCGAGCCGGAUCCGCUGUACCAGCGUAAGGUGGGUGAAUCGGUCGAAAUGCACUGUGAUGCGCAGGAGGCAGAAGGCACCUCUAAGCCGACCAUCCAGUGGCAACGGCGCGACGGCCAGCCGCUGCAGAAGAACCGUGUCAAGAUAAACAACGGCAAUAUUACGAUCGAAAACCUGCGGCGAUCCGACUUCGGAUACUAUCAGUGUGUGGCAUCAAACGAAGUCGCUACCAUCGUGUCCGCCACCCAGUUGGUGAUAGAGGGGACGCAGCCCCAUGCCCCGUACAAUUUGAGUGGCUCAGCAACCGAGUUUUCCGUUACGCUGUCCUGGAUGCCGGGCUACAGCGGCGGACCGGACUACAAGCAGGACUACACCAUCUGGUACCGGGAGGCAGGCGUAUCCGAGUGGUCUACCAUUCCCGUGACGCCAUCCGGCAGCACGCAAGUGACGAUCAACCGUCUGUCGCCCGGUACGACGUAUGAAUUCCAGGUGAUCGGUAAAAACGCUCUGGGCGAUGGCAUGAUGAGCAAGGUGAUAACUAUACGAACACUCGACAUCGAUAGCUAUAAGUCCAUUUUAUUCCCCAUCGACUCAACUGGUUCAACUUUUUUUCCGCCGGUCUUCCGACCCACAGGUCCCAAACCGGGUCAACCGCGGAACGUGACGGUGGUUGAAAUUCCGAACGGUUUCCUCAUCUCGUGGCAGGUCCCGCUCGAACGGGCCCACUUGGUACAGUUUUACACGAUCAAGUACCGAACGGACGCUCAGUGGAAGACGCUCAACCGGGGACAGAUUCGACCAGAGGAAACUUCUUACCUCGUUAAGAAUCUGGUCGGAGGCCGAACGUACUAUUUCCGCGUGUUGGCCAACUCGCUGAAGAGCUACGAGACGAGCGAGGAGAUCAAAUUUCCUGUUCCGGCACGGGUGAAGCACAAAGCCAUCACGGCCGGCGUAGUCGGUGGAAUCUUGUUCUUCAUUGUAGCUAUCAUUCUGUCAAUCUGUGCCGUCAAAAUAUGCAAUAAGCGUAAGCGUAGAAAACAGGAAAAAGAACUCAACAUGGUAACAGCGAGACUAACGGAUAGGAAUGCACUUAGUCAACCAAUACCAUUGAGGAGAUUUAUGCAAGGAGAAAGCAAAGCAAGCCGAUUACCCGGCCUAAACAUACUGAUAGCUAUAUUACACUGGAUUUGGCCACCAGGACGUUGUCAAAACUGUGAUUCUAUAUAUUCGAAUAAAUAUACCGGCGACCAAGCUAUGAACGUUGGGCAAAUUCAUCGCGCCGCUGACGGUCGGUUUGUGCUGUCGCAGGAUCUGGUGGACGGUAUUGUUUCGCUCCGCAACAGCAUCGUUUCGCAGUACAGCAGCAGUGAUGAUGGAGGCUUCCUGCCGAAGAGGCUUCCAACGAUGACGAAGGCAUCGUGGCGGCGCCCGCUCGUUUCCUUUCCGAGCCAGCUCAGUUUGCAGUUUGAAGAAGGCAGCGGUGGUGGUGGUGGUGGUGUUGGUGGUAAUGGUGGAGGAGGAAUGCCACAGCAAGCACAACCCCAACAGUCGCUAUACACCAACACCAUGCCGGGAAACGUGAUGAUAUCCUCGGUGAGUUCCAACGUCCCCAUGAUGAUGGCGGCGCAAACACUCUACACCACGCCGUCGCGCGUUUCGAAGGUGGUGGCCAGCUCGCCAGCUACUUCCAGUCCGCAGGUGGUCAAUUCUCCUUGGUCACCACUUUACUUCAGCGAUCUCAGUUCGGUCCACCAUCUCAGCUCGGCCGAACGUUCCUUUCCAACGCCACAGAGCAUGCACUCUGUGCAACGCUACUAUAACCACGAGCUACCUGUUCUCCAAAGUUUGCAGCAUCUGUCCACCAGCCAGCUGCAGCAGCAGCAACAGCAGCAGCAUCAGCAUCAUCUACAUCAUAAUCACAAUCACCUCCAUCUGGCACACGGCUUCAUCCCGGUGGACGUGCCAACCAACUUGUCCUACUACCAUGGCCAACCGGGCGGUGGUCAAUCAGCCCAGGAGCAAACUCAGCAUCAAAAUGUGUAUCAAAACGUACCCCCAUGGGGAUACUAUGGGGGUGGGGCGACCGGAGGCACCUUCCCUUACAGCAAUCGUCCAAAGCUUUUCUCACGCUACUACCCGCGAAGUAUGCCGCGAAGUUUGAACCGCACCAUUCGUGAGCUACGAUCUCCGAUGCUGAAUCUCAACCUCAGCACGACCCCGCUCAGUGCCGGUGGGUUGGAAAACUCGCCUCAGAGCUAUUCCAGCUCUAGCGGCUUUGGAAGCAAAAAUACUUCGAGUAACAACACCCAACCCAGUGCUGCUGGGAUGGCUGCCAGUGCAAAUCACAAUCUGCUGCGUGAGUGGCGCUAUUUACCACCAUACCGGCCACCACCACCUCCACCCAGCCUGCACCAUGCUGCCCCGCUCUCCAUCGGUGGAGGACGCUUCGAGAAUCCGCCCUACUCUAUGUCGCAUUGGUUGGAACUGAUCACGCGACUAAACAUAGCGUCGGAAAAGGCCAACAUUAACAACACGGCCGAUGUGGGUAGCGUUGAUGGUCACUACGAGUUCGAUCCUUCUACGCCGACUCCGACCGCGUCCACCCCAACAGGCAUGAUCCGGGACGAUUUCCAUCAUCUGAUGACACUUCCGUCGACCUCGAGUGAUCUGCUGUGGAGCGCGACUGGGCUUGCGGGCGUUGUUUCGUCGUUGAACGGUAGCCGAAAGCGGGGUCAAUCGCGAUACGAUAACAUCGAUGCGCGGGUGCAAGCCAUGAAGGAGGAAUUCUACGAAUACCGUAAGCGACAGCAGCUGCAAGCCGUUAGUGGUGGACAGAACGUGGCUGAGCUUGAGAGCGCCUGCUAAUUUCUACGAUCACAGUCGAAUUAUCUGAUCGAAAGCGUUAGAUCAGGGGCGAAUGAGGUGGUCGAAGGCUGCAAUCGACGAUGGAAAAGAUGAUCAAAAGAGGGUAACGAUGCAAACGACACAAACAGACUAACUCUCUAGAGCAAUACAACAGCGAUCGAAAUAUGUCCGUUUCUCAACACAUUACCUAGUUUUGUUGCUACUGUUUUACGAUGGCAUGGGAGGGCUGGAAGCAGAUGUCUCUGGAGUUCUAUGUCUUGUGAAGCCUUUGAAUCAUCUGUGAACCGUAUUGGUCCGUUACGAUUUAAUAUACUCACUCACUGGACUCAUCCACUAGUGUGGACACGGCGAAAUCAUAUUACCGAAAAAUAUUCAUGCACCUCGACACACAGCCACACAAACAUAACACCCGUUCUAGAAAGAGUUGCAAGUUAAACGAAAACAAAAAAAAUCACAUUAGCAUAUGAAAUGAAACGAAGAGACAAGGAAACUAAGGAAUCAACGGAAGGAGAAUGCAAAGUAAAUGCAUUAACAUAAUUUCAGAACACGUAUAGAAAGCACGCUCACCUUUAUUACUGAUACUAAAGUCACCCAUUUCACCAAGUCGAAAAACAAGAAAGAAUAAUACCACUUAUAAAUGAUAAAAAUGAAACAUUUUUCUGCACAUAGUGAAGAGAAUUAAAGGAAAAAAAAAGAUGAAAAUGAGAACAUGACAAAUAGGUAUCCACAUAACUAAUAUUUAAUGUUCUUACAACCGAACAAUAUUCUGAAUCUCUGACGCAAGAAACAAAGCAAAAAGGAAACUCUCAAAACAUAUGAAAUGAAAUAGUAAACGAAUCGAGGUAACAAAGCAACAAGUAGUAGUUCGUAAGAGAUUACAUAAUAAGAUAAUCUAGUAGUUUGGUAGUCACAGCAGCAACAGGCGUAUCGAUGUCGUCGUUGAGCAGGUAACACGAGGCGAGUAUCGGAUCGCGUUACAUUAACAUGGGGAAUACUCAAGCAGGAAAAAUAAAAACACAAACAGCUCACAGAAUAUAAUUAUUCAUGGCUUACUGGUGGCGUUAAAAUCUAGCAUCAGUCAGUCAGUCAGACCAGUGAGUACGGCAAGCGAAACCAUUCAUUCUAAACUAGCGAAACAAGAAAUAACAAAUUCAAAAUUGAGAUUAAUAGAGUCAAUGGUAUAAACGAAUCGAAUGAUCCACUCAACCAAGACUCCACUACCUAUUGCACGUUUUGGUAGUGGAGUUAGUGUAGCCGAUUGCAAACAAGUUGUGUUACUUCAGCACGAAUGAGGAAAAAACAACGUACUGGCAGAGUAAACUAACUCUAUGCUGGUUUGCCAUAGGAUAGCACAUAUGAGUUGAGAUUAAUUAUAGUUUGAAUGCGAUACAUAGUGAUAUAUUUAUGUUUGAAUGCAUUGUGCGAUAUAUAGCAUACACAAGAAUAGCACUAGGCAAUACAUGACCCAUUCGUCGUGUUGGGCGACGUCAAUGUAAUUACGAAGUAACGCGGAUCCAUGAGUCUCACACGCUUGCUGAAAACGGGUUAGCCACACAAAUGGAAUAUAACUUUGAUUUACGACUUCCAUCAGGCACAACCCGGCCACCCCCCCCCCCACCCUCCCUCCCUCCCUCCCUCCCUUUCUCCCUGUUUUUAUAUGAUCGAUAUCCGUCGUAGAAACAGUUGCAUUUAAGUUAUUACAUGAGUUGAAGAUUAUAACGGACUAAUCCAUGUUGUUUUCACUGUUGAAAUGGCUUUGUUUCAUUAGACAUACAUUUAUACAUUUACAUUUAUAGUCUUUUCUUAACGCAUAAGUUAUUAAUAUGUCGGUUUCUUUAUUUUCAAGUUGCCUAUGAAUGGUACAAAACGAAUGUGGGAAAGCGAGAUUGGGUAUGCAAUGUUCUAGUGCAUACCGGACAACAGAAGUUACGGAUUGUAACAGAGCACAACGAUGCGCAGAGCGUAUCCCAGAGAAUAAUAGGCACUUUUUUGUAUGCCGGUACGUUUUGGAUUUUUUAUCUGUUCCAUCUUGUGGCUAAGCGUCGGCAAGACAGUGAUUGACCAUACUACUCGAUUGCGUGCCAUGGGACUAGAUUAUCAUCAUCACCCCCUCACAAGUUUGAUUGAAAAAGUAAACGAAAAAUAACUUUUGAACUAUUGUGAACAGUACGAGGACGUGUUGAACUGGUUUCAGUGGUCACACAUGAAGGUCGUUUUUAAAUGAAGGAAAAAAACUAACAAAAAAUACAAUGACAGAGUUAGUAUAACACACGGUAAUCCAGUUUAUUGAUAUGGCCCCUUUCAAGCGAUGAAGAGCAAUUGAUGCAAACAAAUUUCAGGUUGGCUUACGAUGAACCAAAACGAUGAAUCGAUCAAUGAGCAUAAGAAAAGUUAAGGCCUUGGCCGACGGGAAGUACACAAGAAACACAGCAACACACAACACACAUAGCACACAGAUCGACUUAUCGACCCGUAACUUGUACAUAUUCCUUGUUCUCGUAUGAUUUCUAUAACAAGUAUAGAGAAACAGAACCGACAUACAUACAUUCCAUUAGCUUCUAGUUUAUAUCGAAUAAGGAUUAGAAAAAAAAACAAACACUUGAAGUAAUAACAAUUAUCGGAUUAGAAAAUGGAAGCUAUUGAAUAUAUAACGAAAUUUAAAAAAAUAUGAAACCAAAAAAAAGCAGAAUGUUUCACCUAAAGCAGCUUUAAUUUUGUAUUUCCUGUGAUGCGGAAUACUUUCAAAUUGGUAUCCUUUUGCCUUUCGAACGCUCUACUCUUGGCUCCGGGCGCCGAAUGAGAUUAUUUUUACUAGUUUUUAACGGACGCUAAUUAAGCAGCAGCAACAGAGACAGUGCAAAUCAGUUCAAAUAGGUUGUCUUAAAUAUUUUUAAAUCUUAUUUUAUCCCUUCGUAAAAGAACGAUUCCAGGUUCGAUAGAGUUUAUUUAUGAUCGCGAUGCACUUAUUUAUUUAUAAAUUGAAAGUAAGUGUAAUCCUACUUACUCGAACACAAUAGAUUGUAUGAUUUCUAACGAAAAAUAAAUAAAUCUAA
Molecule: messenger RNA, 7610 nt
Organism: Anopheles coustani
Lineage: Eukaryota; Metazoa; Arthropoda; Insecta; Diptera; Culicidae
Gene: tutl
Product: protein turtle
Exons: 10
Coding region: 1-4557 (1518 amino acids)
Biological process (GO): homophilic cell-cell adhesion; dendrite self-avoidance; axon guidance
Cellular component (GO): plasma membrane; axon
Molecular function (GO): cell-cell adhesion mediator activity
Source: RefSeq, a predicted model, not a curated record